CUAUGACCCACAAAAUGUGCAAUGCUUGGCUGAAGAAGCAAGAAACAGGAAGUCACCAGAAAAGCAUGGCACUAUUUUGCAUGGUUUUAGGAUAUGGAGAAGGAAGCAAUCUCUAUGCCAUUUAAGGCAUAUUUAUUAUUUCCAACACCCACCUUUUAUUAUUUAUCCUCACCACAUCUCUAAAAUCCAAAACCCCAAUAUCUAAAUAAUUAAAUAAAUAAAAACCCUCCAAAACUAAAACCUCCUUAAUGCCAGUGCACACUGCACUCUUAUCUCUCUGCUGCUCUUUUCUUUCUCCUCCCAAAAAAGAACUCCCACUUGUUACAAACCCUUUUCAGCUUCAUCUCCCUUCAUUGCCUCAGCUUUUGGGCUUUGGAUCCAUGGUUUUCUUCUCUCUCUAAUUACUGUGUCUCUUUUGUUUCUUUGUACUGAGUAUUGAAUAUCGAGGUUUGGGUUUAUGUGGUUUUUGUUGUUUUAGUCUUUUUUUUUUUUUUGAUAAGCUUGUUGUUAAAUUAAUAGGAGAAGCAAUAUGUGGUUUUGGUCAGUGGGUUCUGAUCAAUGGUUUAUUUGUAUUCCUAUUAAUUUUACAAUUGGAUUCAUAGGUUGGUAUUGAUUUUGAUCAAUUAUUCACAGUGAAGAGUAGGGUUUUGGGUUUUUCUGCUUUUCUUAUGACUCUGCAUUGAAAGUUGUGGUUCAAAAGGAUUUGGAUGUUGUUGAGCCGUUGUUGAAUUGAGAUUGGAGCUAACCUUAUUAUAGGAGAAGAAAGUUAAAUUUGAAUUUUUUAUUAUUAUCAAUGGGAUCAUCUGGUUUUUUAUUGAUAUGUAUUCUCCAUUCUGGGAUUGCUCUGACUUGUGGAGCUUUAAUGAUGUUUUACUCCCAUGAGGUCUAUGUGUUUGGCUAUGGCCUCGAGACCGCGAAUAAGCUUCAAGGAUCAACACCCCAUGAUCAGUUACUGAUUGGAACCUCCGAUUCCUUCUCGGGUUUGCUUUUAUUUGCAAUAGGGUCCCUUUUGUUCAUGGUGGGUUUUGUUCAGGACAGAGAGUUUCAGAGUUUUUUUGCCAAGGGAUGCGUGUUUCUUCACAUCUCCAUGGCUGUUUGGAGAGUAUAUUUUGGGAUGAAACUUGAGGAUCUUGCUUUUGAUUGGCCAAGGCAGGUUUUUGGGGAUUUUGCAUUGGCACUUUCUUGGGUUUUCUUUCUUGUGUACUCAUGGAGAGAGAAGUAUGAUUAGUUUUGCAGUCACUUUGUUAAGGUGCAAUCAUGAGGGAAUUCGAAUUGUUGUGGACAGUUAAUGAAGCUGUUGUUUUCUCCCUCUGCCUGCUGCUUGAUUAUACUUUAAUUGGGACAUAAUUGAAUGAGUUUGAGCUGGAAUUGAUUUUGAACUCUGGUUUUCACCCAAGUGGAUUUUAUUGGUUUUUCUGUCCUGUGAAGUUGCAGGGGUAUGUUGGAGUAGAAGAAAAUUGGAGACACAGCACAUGUUGAAUUUCAGGUAACUUAAACCUUGGUUAGAGUCUGAUUAUGCUUCAACUCCAAGAAAGUGAAAUGGGAUCUGGGUUGCAAUCUUUGCUCAAAUCUUUGAGGAUCUUAGAAAUGCUUUAGUUUCUGUACUUUUGGCAUCAUGUAAUGAAGAUCCUUGUAAAUUGCUCCACUUAUAUGUCAUCAUGUACACGACAAUGAGAAUGUUUAAUUCCUGUUA
Messenger RNA from Quercus lobata, 1693 nucleotides. RefSeq lists its product as uncharacterized. The record is from RefSeq and is a predicted model, not a curated record. NCBI's taxonomy places the organism in Eukaryota, Viridiplantae, Streptophyta, Magnoliopsida, Fagales, Fagaceae. Bases 794 to 1228 code for a protein of 144 amino acids. The transcript has a single exon.